AUGAAGUUGUUCGUGGUCACCGCUUUUGUGACGUUUGUCCUAUAUAGUUCAGCAUCUCCCGCCAAGGAGGCGCUGUUACAUCAGCUAAAAAUGGAAAACAACGUCGAUCCGACGGAGGCGGAGACUGCCUAUUCACCAAAUUCAAAUGAGGGCGACAUCGUUCUAAACCCGGGCCAGCUUCGUGACUAUAAAGAUAUGUCACGUCAAUAUGAUGGCAGAGAGAAACGCAAAGCAGUCAAUACAGAUAACUAUAAAGUUUGGCCUAGUGGUAUUAUCCCUUACGAAUGGGAUACCAUAGCUGAAGGGAACAGACCAAACGCACAGAAAGCUAUGCGCGCAUGGGAAGAAAAUACCUGUCUCACUUUCCCCGAGUGGCCAGCAGAGGGAGUUAAUCAUAAUGGUAAACUGUCAUUCGUUGAUGGAACUGGAUGUUGGUCCAAUAUGGCGUUUACUGGAGGAACUCAAAAGGUGUCUUUAGAUUCCAGUGGUGGGUGCAGUGCGUUGGGAGUGGCGCUGCAUGAGAUUGGACACGUAAUUGGGUUAUGGCACGAGCAUACAAGACCAGAUAGAAACGACACUGUAACUAUCAAAGGCGAAAAUAUUGAACCCGGAAAAGAGUCGUCUUUCACUACCAAGGAUUGGGCGAUGGUUGACUCCCAUGACGUACCAUAUGACGUCACCUCAAUUAUGCACUAUGCUCCAAAGGCUUUCAGUGUUAAUGGAUUGCCAACCAUCGAAGCUGAAGCGGAAGAAUUCCAAAGUAUAAUGGGAAAGCAGACUUCACUUUCUCACUUGGACCACAAGAUAGUGAAUCUGAUGUAUAAGUGUAACGGAUGUGGUGGUAAACUGACCGGUACUUCAGGAUCAUUUAGCACUCCUAACUACCCUUCUAACUACGUUGAUGUCACAGCAGAUGACUUGCAAGUUGUCACAACAGAUGACUUGCAAGAUGUCACGACAGAUGACUUGCAAGAUGUCACGACAGAUCACUUGCAAGGUGUCACGACAGAUGACUUGCAAGAUAUCACAACAGAUGACUUGCAAGGUGUCAAGACAGAUGACUUGCAAGAUAUCACGACAGAUGACUUACAAGAUACUAAUAUCACGACAGAAGACUUGCAAGAUGUCAUGACAGAUGACUUGCAAGAUGUCACGACAGAUGACUUGCAAGAUGUCACGACAGAUGACCUGCAAGAUGUCACGACAGAUGACUUGUAA
This is a messenger RNA of Saccoglossus kowalevskii, 1218 nucleotides long. RefSeq names its product blastula protease 10-like. Gene Ontology annotation, molecular function: metalloendopeptidase activity; zinc ion binding. The record is from RefSeq and is a predicted model, not a curated record. Gene Ontology annotation, biological process: proteolysis. Lineage: Eukaryota; Metazoa; Hemichordata; Enteropneusta; Harrimaniidae.